Molecule: messenger RNA, 5664 nt
Organism: Hylaeus anthracinus
Lineage: Eukaryota; Metazoa; Arthropoda; Insecta; Hymenoptera; Colletidae
Product: forkhead box protein D3-like
Exons: 1
Coding region: 1094-2161 (355 amino acids)
Biological process (GO): cell differentiation; anatomical structure morphogenesis; regulation of transcription by RNA polymerase II
Molecular function (GO): DNA-binding transcription factor activity, RNA polymerase II-specific; RNA polymerase II cis-regulatory region sequence-specific DNA binding
Source: RefSeq, a predicted model, not a curated record
UUCGCCUCGUAGACGGUCCUCCACGGUGCUGGCACACUCGCAAUCGUGCUUCGUAACCUUCGACCGCGUAUCGCGCACCUAACCUCGUCCGCAAUUGCUCGCGCGACCAUAAAACGACCGCCAGACGCAGUGACAUCGAGGAAUAAACAAGAGAACUCGCGAUUCUUAACUAUCCCACUGAAGUUCAUCGUGUUGAGUGAUUCAGUUAAACGUAACAGGAAUUUUUAGUUCGCGUACACGUGAAAUGUAAAGACGCGAUUAGCUGGAACAGUUCGCGCGCGAUCCACUUCGCGAGAAUCUCUCGAAUCGAUAACCCGCGAGCAUGAGCGAAUAUCGUGAUGGUCCGCGAAGAUCCCAACCGAUGACUGCUAACGAUAAAACUGCUCUCUGAGUGCGUUACUGCAACCGAUCCCGACAUCCUUGAGACGCCGUUGCUCCGCCGGCGCGUGGAUGACGGCGAACGGGCCAAGAAAAAAUCCUCGUUAUCGUUGUGGAAACAAACUAUUAGCGUAAGAUAGCAUUUCGUCGGAGCCGGCGCGCGACAGUUGCUCCGGUAAAAUAUGCCCGAGGAGGAAGGUCCACGGUGCAUCGCGAUCGUUCAGUGAUUCCAAAGACGUUGUUAAGUGUCACCUGACCGAGUGCCAGUGAUGGACAUUGCCUGGACAACGACUACCAGGUAGAUCUGCCAACAAGUCGAGCAUCGAAGACGUGGAGGAACGUUGUAUCAAAAGCGAAGCUCUAUGAAGACAUAGAGGGACGUUGCAACAAAGACAGGACUUCUUCGAGACGUAGAAGAUAGAAGAAGAUAUCAAAGAUAGAACCUGAUCGAGACGUAGAGGGACGUACUAUCACUUGGACGACGUGUAUUUCAGUGCAACAACGUGUAGAAAGAAACAAGCAUCAGUUCGAAGCUCAAAGUACCACCAGGUGAAUUCAAGGCGCACAUGUUCAAGCAGCCAGGGUCCCAAUCGGCGCCGAGAGCAGCAGAGAACCGCCCGAGGAAAUGACAAGUGCCCUGAACGAAGAGGUCCUCAACGACCCGAGGAAUUAGGUUCCCCGCGAACGACGUGAAUGUGCCCACCGAGCGAUCACGAUGGAACCGCGUGGGAUGAUGAUGUCGAACCUGUCGUGCGACGGCUGCGCGGACAGCGAUCGGGAUUCCGACAGCAGCAGCAUGAUCGUGGACCCGGUGAGUCUCGACAAGAACGAUUUGUCGCCGUCCCAGUCGUCGUCGAGCCCAAUAAUCCCCAGCUCCCCGGUGCCGGCCACGUCCUCGCGAAACCGCGGCGGUAGUCGUAGCAAGAAGAACUACACGAUGAUGUCCGCGAACGGUCAACAGAAGACGGCCACGGCGGGUCAGGCGACCUCCUACGGGAACGACAAGAUGUCCUCAUCCCUGAUCAAGCCACCGUACUCCUACAUAGCCCUGAUCACGAUGGCGAUACUCCAAUCGCCCCAGAAGAAACUCACCCUGAGCGGGAUCUGCGAGUUCAUCAUGUCGCGGUUCCCCUAUUACCACGACAAGUUCCCAGCUUGGCAAAACUCCAUCAGACACAACCUUUCCUUGAACGACUGCUUCAUCAAGAUACCCCGCGAGCCUGGAAACCCAGGUAAAGGGAAUUACUGGACCCUGGAUCCCCUGGCGGAGGACAUGUUCGACAACGGAAGCUUCCUGCGUCGCAGGAAGAGGUACAAGAGGCCUCCGCCUCAUUACGUCCUUCGCGAUCGAGCGAUCAUGGCCACUUUCGCCAUCUGCGGCGAUCGAGGACCCUGUCCAGGUGGCGGUGGCGGUCAUCCAGGGGCCCUGAGCUACCCCAGCGCGGCGUACCUGUCCCCACCACCUGGUCUGCCGCUGCUGGACUUCUCACCUUCGACUCUGGAGGCUUUGAAGCUAGGAGGCUUCCUAGAACCGCCGCCACCGUUGUAUAAACCAGUACCCAUCAGCGCUCCGCCGAUCAGGCAGCUGGACCCAACGCCCACGAGGUCAACGACGAUACCAACGAGUCAUCCCCCGGUGGACAAGAAGAGGAACUUCAGCAUCGACGCUCUGAUAGGGAAACAGGCCGCCAGCGAUCAGAACUGCGGCGGGCUGCUGGACCUCAGCCCGACGGAGCAUAGAGAGAUCAGAAGUCAGGCGUCGGCGUUCUCGCCUCUGAUCUAGAAAACACGGCGGAUGGAUCUCGAAGCUUCUGGUCUCCGAACUUUCGCAACAAAGGGUUUUGGUUCAGAGGGUUGUCGUUACUCGGGUGUCGAGUCUAUGGUCGUGGCUAAUUGUUUUUAGCUGAGAUAUUUGACGAGACUGGUCACCGGACGUGAUCGACGAGGACGCGACGUCCCUGGCCGAGAAGAGCUUCCAAGAGUUUUGGGGGUGUAUUUGAUCUUUCCUCUUCUAGCAAAGAAAGACGAUGAGCUUGGAAGAUGUUUGAGAAUCGCGAGACUCUAACGAGAUUCAAAACAAUUCAAUCCUCCACGGCUGAGACUUAAUGUGUCGUCAACAGUCUGAUUGUCAAUGUUACGAAUAUUCAAAGCGAAUCGCGAGUGGCGCGAUGGAAAGUAAAACGAUCUCAGAGGACCUGCUCACGAUACCAAAGUAUAGUCGAUGAACUUGUUACGAUUAAUUACGACUUGUGUAAAAAGACGCGGAUAGGAGAAACGAAUAAUUGUAAAAAAAAAGAAGUGUAGUGCAAUAGUGUAGUGAUUUGUUUAAUAUACCGAAAGCGUCCCUCCGUUCACUGACGAUCGAACGAUUCUUAGUGACUGUACGACCCUCGAGUGGUGAUGGGACCGAGCCAAUGACACGCGUAUCAAUUGCCAAGCGUUUUGUUGAGAUAUCGAAGUUGUCGUUGGUAUUAAUAAGACGUGCUUGACAUUUCUUGUAGUAUCGAUACGAUUCAAGCAUCAUCGAGGCCUCGACGAGAGACGUAGGUAGUCUGACAGCGGAGUUGUCGAUCAUUCGAUUAAAUAUGAAUACAUUCUUAUCUGGAUUAUUUUUUCCCGGGUGUGAACAAUUACAGGUGAUCAUUCAGGAAUUUAUUGAGUAAAUCUCUCUAGAUAUAUAUUUAUUUCUAUAUGUCUAGAAGAAUUAUUUUCAUCUUGAAAAUAAAUUGGUCAAAAAUAAAUACAAAAACAUUUAGGACACAUUGAUGUAGAUAAUGAUUAAAAUAACUUAAAAGAAGUCUUUACGUGAAUUAAUUUCGAUAACUUCAAAUUUCAUUUAAAUAAUUUUUAAUAAAAUUUGAAGCAUUGUACCGUCACGAAAACGUACAAUUAUGUUAAAUAAUAAUGCUUGCAGCGGCUGUUUUUCGUCUAACAAUCAUCAACUGUAAUUUCAUUUCCAAUUUAUAGUAAUUUAAAUCUCCAGUAACUUUAUUUAUCUCCAACCUGAUGCCACUGAUAGGUAUCGAUACGACACGCGUCUCAAGUCUCUAAAAGCCGUAUGAGGAUGUUCCUCGGAUGCGAGGGUAUCAAUGGCAAACGUAAAUGUACGUAUCAAACCAGUCCCAUCACCGCACUUGAUUCAUUUCGAUCGAAAUACGAUGUUCCAUUUCUCCCAGUCUUUCGUUCCUCGCGUUCUACUCGCUUGGUCCAAGAAUCAGCAGCCCCCCAGCACGUUGGCUCGUUCGUAAACGAUCGAUUAAUAUCGGCAUUGUAAAUACACACCCCCUCACGGACAAAUCUUUGCUCAGCUUUCUAUUGUUUGCGAGUGAGUGAGUGAGAGGCGGAGAGACUGGUAUCGAGUGACGGAAAGAGACGGGAGGUCAGUUCACUCGAACGGAUUUAAUGUAAAGCUCGAUUCGCCGUGUUCUUUGGGCAAGUAGACGUUUAGUGUACAUAGCGAUGCGAAAUAUAGGAAGCAUUUUGUGUAACGAAUAUUUGUUACCAUGGUGAACGAGAAAUUUCAAAAUGUUCUGGGUAAAGGUAAACGAGGUAAAUGGACCGAUCAUCGACAUGGCUAUUUUGUAUCAAUUUGCACGAUAAUAAAACACUUUAGAUACCAUUGUUGGUUAUAUUAUAGCGUGAGAAGAUGUUAUUGGGUAAUAAUAGGACCCUUUGAAACCAUUUAACGAGAAUGUCAAUGUUAAUAAAUUUAAUGUAUGGUUUAUUGAAAUUAAAAAGCAUAAUGCUCUCGUGAAAUUUUUACCAAAUAUGUUAUUCGAAUAAUAACGAAUUGUGCUGUCGAUGGCUGGGCUGUCGUGGAAAUUAGGUUUGCAUUUACCUCGCCUAUCGUUGUUUCUCGAGCAUCCGUCUUAUCUUCCGUUUUUUAAUCACGAUGUUUGUUAUGCAACGAAACGCAGACUUCUUACGGGCUGGGAGAUAGAUUAAUCCCGGACUCGCCUACUUUAUUGGCAAUGAAAAUGUUGACGUUCUACGCGAGAGGCAACCUCGCGAGCGGUUUUCGAUUUAAUUAAUCGGAAGUGCGAUCCAUCGAGUGAUAGAGUUAAUAUCGCUCGAGAACUCGAGCAUGCUAAGUUAAACCCCGGGUGGAGAUACUGUUAAGAUUAAAUUUACGGUAUCAGAUAAGUGGUUCAUUUUCCUAAAUUUUCCAGAAACAAGAUUCAUCUAAACAAAAUAAUCUAACAACUCCAAAAUGUAUUAUUCGGCGAUCAAAUUUUGUAUGGAAUUAGUAUUUCUGUGGACUGAUUUAUUCCAGAAUAAUUGGGUAGGUAAAUAAUACAUUUUCGAAUGAGAUGUAUUAUUUUUUAACGAUCCUGUGUACAAAGUAGAAAUAUUAUUAAUCAUGUCGAGAUCCUCUGAUCGAUCUCAAUCAAUUCAUUGUUCUCUUUAUGAUCAUUUCUUAAAAGCAAUGUGAAUCUACAUAUUUUAUUAAUUUGACAGUGUUUUCGUGCAAUAUUCCGAAAUAGUUAGCAGCCAACCUAACAGACAGGAACAAUUCAUAUAAUUCAACAAGUGCUCGAAUCCUUUCAGUUCUUUUUUUUCCAAUCGAUUUAUUCAGAUUUUUUUUACCCCAAUUCUCUACGAUCCCAAAAGAGCAAAAUAUUAAAAUCAAAACAACAUUUUUUUUUUAAUGGAACGUAUAAAAAUGAUUAAUACUGUGCCUCAGAUCACUGGAAUUUAUUCGUAUGACGGAUAUUGCAUACCAGAAAAGGCAUCUCACUCGUACCGAAAAAAAUUACAAAAAUAAACCUGUAACAGCCAGAGCACGAUUUUCCAAACGUUUAUAGCAUAUUCCAAUCACUGCAAUUAAUUCUUUCGUUCACAUGGACGAUAUUAAAUUUUAUAGAGAAUAUUCUUUAAUUAAUCGACAACUGUUAAAGUAACCUUCGUGGUUUAAAAAAAUAUACAAAAAGUGCAAUAAGAAUCCAAUGAGAAUGCAAUUCUCAUUGGAAAUAUUUUUUUUCUCCCUACCAGUGCGAUAUUAAUUUUAAUCUAAUUAAUUAACGAUUAUCCGGCUGAUUUCUUUGAUCGUAAAUUGUAAACAGAGGCUCGGGAAAUUUUUCAUCCGUAAGGCACAGGAAUACAAUUUUCCAAUCACUGGGAGCAUUUUCGUUCGCUGGCACGUAGAACGGGAUCUUUUUUGUGAAAAUUCUUUUCUGAUCGAUCGGCGAAUAUUAACGCGGUCCUAAAUUAAGGACCUGCACGGGUGCCAAAAAUUCGAUGGAUCCAAUAAAAUCGCACGAAGAAAGGUGGGGAAAAAUGACGAAA